Molecule: messenger RNA, 4214 nt
Organism: Sapajus apella (tufted capuchin)
Lineage: Eukaryota; Metazoa; Chordata; Mammalia; Primates; Cebidae
Gene: GZF1
Product: GDNF inducible zinc finger protein 1
Exons: 6
Coding region: 926-3055 (709 amino acids)
Biological process (GO): regulation of immune system process; negative regulation of transcription by RNA polymerase II; regulation of cytokine production
Molecular function (GO): protein binding; RNA polymerase II cis-regulatory region sequence-specific DNA binding; DNA-binding transcription factor activity
Source: RefSeq, a predicted model, not a curated record
GGGGACAGGGGGCGGCCCGAGGGCCUGAUCCACGCGGCCGGCGUCGAGAGGCGGCGCGUCCGGCCGAGGAGGGGCUUCUCUGCGGCUGCAGUAGUUUGUUCACCGGGUCGUCUUUGGAGGGCCACGGAAGGUCCGGGCGCUGUGGCGGCGAAGUGGCGCCGGCUGGGUGGGAGGUGCCGUGAGGACGGCGGCGGCUUUAAGCCCCCUUGGAAACUCCGGCCCCUGUGGCCCUGGACGCGGCUGCGGGGAGCAGCGUCUCCUGGGAAGGGCUCUGGCCCUGUGGACCCCGGGGACUCAGGGGCCGCCAACGCGGGUGCAGAUGCCGGGCGCACUGGGAGGCGGCCAGAAUGCCAAUGAGCUUCAGCGGACACGCAGCUGUCACCGGCCGCAGAAGGCCCUGUCGCCACCUCCAGUGCCUGCACUCCAGUGGCCACACAACAUAGGAAAUCGUGCUUAGAACCCACUCUGUUGAUUGAGAAAUCAGGUCCCCUCGAGGGCCCUGUUGGCAGAGGUCUGGAGAAGUCAGGGCUGGCCGUGCGUAUGGAUGUCAGGCUAAUCCUCGGCAUCCUUGUUUCCGCAGGCUGGGGCUGGGACCGCUGAAACCCCGCCCCAAUUCUAUAGAUCCUUUGCUUAGGCUUUGUCAGUGUUCUCACAGUUUACUGUGGAGUCCCCUUCAGGUGACAUUGCUCAAGCCUCCUAGGUACUUGUUUACAGCAGAACUCCCAGAGGGUAGUCUUUUCCAUGUACCGGGACUGGUGGUUUUGGGGAGCAGUAUCAUUGAUGAGACUGGAGAAGGGGUGAGGGAUGGGACUGGUUUUUCAGGAAAGAUGAUGACAACUUUUUUCCUAGACAUGUUGAAUCCGAGGUGACAUCCGUAUUCUGGCGAAAGGAGGCUAGAAGGAAGCUGUUUUUGGAAGGAAGAAAGAUGGAAAGCGGUGCGGUUCUGCUGGAAUCCAAAUCCUCACCAUUUAACCUACUGCAUGAAAUGCAUGAGCUUCGUCUCCUGGGCCACCUGUGUGACGUGACAGUCAGCGUGGAGUAUCAGGGCGUCCGCAAAGACUUCAUGGCCCACAAGGCAGUGCUGGCUGCCACCAGCAAGUUUUUUAAGGAAGUGUUCCUUAAUGAGAAGAGCGUGGAUGGUACUAGGACUAAUGUCUACUUAAAUGAAGUGCAGGUUGCUGACUUUGCUUCAUUUCUUGAGUUUGUCUACACUGCAAAGGUACAGGUGGAAGAAGAUCGGGUGCAGCGAAUGUUGGAAACGGCUGAAAAGCUGAAAUGUUUGGACCUAUCAGAAACUUGUUUUCAGUUAAAGAAACAGAUGUUAGAGUCAGUACUUUUGGAGUUGCAAAAUUUCUCAGAGUCUCAGGAGGUCGAGGCGAGCAGUGGCUCCCAAAUUAGUGCUGCUCCUGUCCCCAGGGCAAGUGUGGCCACGGAUGGCCCUCACCCCAAUGGCCUCACUGAUUCCUUGGGCGGCCCAGGAGAGAGAGCCAGCAAUGGCAUGUCUCCAGAUUUGCCGAGGAAGUCCAAGGACAAAGUAGACAAGAAGAAAGAGAUAGUUAAGCCUCCCUACCCUAAAAUCAGGAGAGCUAGUGGAAGGCUGGCUGGAAGGAAGGUCUUUGUGGAGAUCCCUAAAAAGAAAUACACGAGAAGACUCCGAGAGCAGCAGAAAAGUGCUGAGAGUGAUGUGGGGGACUACAGGUAUCCCCAGGACCAAAGCCCAGACAGGGUGGGUGCAGAGAUGGAGCUGGUUAUCAAAAAUGAGGGUUGCCAGGGAGGUGCUAAGUUGGAGGAAGUAUCAAAGAAAGCAGGGGCAGAGGAGGAAGAAGAGGAGGAGGAGGAAGAGGAAGAGGGGGAGAAGAAAAAGAGCAACUUUAAAUGCAGUAUCUGCGAGAAGGCGUUUCUAUACGAGAAGAGCUUCCUGAAGCACAGCAAGCACCGCCACGGCGUGGCCACUGAGGUGGUGUACCGCUGCGACACCUGCAGCCAGACCUUCGCCAACCGCUGCAACCUGAAGAGCCACCAGCGCCACGUGCACAGCAGCGAGCGCCACUUCCCAUGCGAGCUGUGCGGGAAGAAGUUCAAGCGCAAGAAGGACGUGAAGCGGCACGUGCUGCAGGUGCACGAGGGCGGGGGCGAGCGGCACCGCUGCGGCCAGUGCGGCAAGGGCCUGAGCUCCAAGACAGCCCUGCGGUUGCACGAGCGCACACACACGGGCGACCGGCCCUACGGCUGCACCGAGUGUGGCGCCAGGUUCUCACAGCCGUCUGCACUCAAGACGCACAUGAGAAUUCAUACAGGGGAAAAACCUUUUGUCUGUGAUGAAUGUGGUGCAAGAUUCACUCAGAACCACAUGCUGAUUUAUCAUAAAAGGUGUCACACAGGUGAAAGGCCUUUUAUGUGUGAAACAUGUGGCAAGAGUUUUGCUUCUAAGGAGUACUUAAAACACCACAACAGAAUCCAUACUGGAUCCAAACCUUUUAAAUGUGAAGUAUGUUUCAGGACUUUUGCCCAGCGGAAUUCACUCUACCAGCAUAUUAAAGUCCACACAGGGGAGCGUCCCUACUGCUGUGACCAGUGCGGCAAGCAGUUCACCCAGCUCAACGCCCUCCAGCGCCACCGUCGCAUCCACACGGGGGAGAGGCCAUUCAUGUGCAACGCAUGUGGACGAACAUUCACCGACAAGUCCACGCUUCGGCGGCACACCUCAAUACACGAUAAGAAUACUCCAUGGAAGUCUUUCCUUGUCAUUGUAGAUGGCUCGCCCAAGAACGAUGACAGGCACAAGACUGAACAGCCUGACGAAGAGUAUGUGUCGUCCAAACUUUCAGAUAAAUUGCUGUCUUUUGCAGAAAAUGGCCAUUUCCACAACCUGGCUACAGUCCAAGGGACUGUACCUACCAUGCAGGACAGUUCUGCAGACACAGCCUGCAAGUCAGAUGCCACCGUGGUGCCCCAGGACGCCCUGCUGGCUGCCACCAUCAGUGAGCUUAGUGAGCUGACCCCACAGACAGACUCAGUGCCCACACAGCUUCACUCUUUGAGCAACAUGGAAUAAGAGCUUCAAGUUAAGUGCCAAGCAGUUCCCAUCCUGUUAGUCUGCCCAUGUGGUAGCUGAACUCAAGAUGAUGUGGGGCUAAGAAAAAUAAUUGUCCGUGUGCAAGGAUGUGGGAAGAAUGGCCUCUGCAGAUUUUCCUGAACUUCUGCUAACUUGCACGGCUUUAUCACAGCAUUUUUAAAGCUUUCCCUCAAAAAUCCUGAUCUGCAUGAUCUCAGCUACAUUUUACAAACAAGGCAGUGAACAUAACCUCACUUAAUUCUGGUGUAGGGUGUGUUAGUCGUUCUAAAGCUUCUCUUGUUUAGACAACUGCUUGUCUUAAUUGCAGAGUACAGAGCACUGAACCAGCUCCUGAUAUUGUCGUUAACAAGUCUUCCUGGCUUCUCACCCUGCCUUAUAUUUCCAUGUGGGUUUACUUCUCUCCUAACUACUUUUAAGGUAUUUUUCUUCCAAGCUGAAAUAAAACUGGGGCCACAUAUUUUCAGCCAUUUUUCCCUGUUGAAUGGAAGCAAAUCGGAUUUUCUGUGGGGACCCUUAGAUACAACUGAAGAAAUGGAUUGUUGCAUUCAUUCCUCCCCACCCCCCAUUUGUAGGCAGAAAAGAAGGUGUGACAGAUUGAACACCUGCACAACUGCUUAGUGUAAUCUCAGCACAUACACAGCUAGGGAGUUUGUCAUAAAAUCAACUUAGAAAUGAGAUGAGACCGUUCAGUUUCAGUCUUAAAAAAAAAAAUCAAGAUUAGGUAAAAGCUGUCCUACCAAAGAAUCUAGCAAAACAGUAUAGUAUUUUUCUGUAGAGACAUGAAAAAUUAAGACGUUUUAGAGCACUUGAAAGUUGUGUAGUCAUUUUAUUUGAAAAAUGAGGUGACUGUGGCAAAUUGUAGAACAGAGUAUCAAUAUUUUUGCCAGGUUUUUAUGACUUGAUUUCUGUUAUUUCCAGACUUCCUCAUUUCCACACCUAGAGGUGGAAGCAGGCAAGUAACUGACACGUCCGUUUCCUUGGGAGCAUGUGAGAACGUAGAAGGGACCAAAAGUCUCAGCACACUUACCUCCGAUUAUGCCUUAAAGAGUUGAUUGUGACGAACCAGUAACUUUGUCUCAAAUACUCCUUUGGCUGUUUUAUGCAGGACUUAAUUAUCGCUUUAAAAAAUUCACAAUGA